AUGUUAAAAUUUUUGCCAAUUUUAAUAGGUUAAGUUUUGUGUCAAUUAUGCUUACAACCUAUAAAGUAUGAAUCCUACUAAUUUUCAAUUAAUAUAAUUGAUCCAAAAUCAGGUUAAAUAUGGAAUUAUGAUGAUUUAAAAUGUAAGAUUGAAAUAAUAAAUUAGAGGUAAAUCCAAAUUGCCCAGCUACAACAACUAAUUUAAAGGAUAUAGAAAGCUCAGUUAUCUAAUUGUUAGAUUUACAAAUGAUUUUGGAUAUACCUGAAAAUAUAACAAUUACAAGGAAUAGGACAGCUGGUCCAACUGUAUAAUAUAAGACUGAUGGGAUAAAGAUGAGAAGCUAAGGAAUAAAUAAUUAUGUUUCAUAUCAAUCUGAAUUCUUUUAAUUCACAUAUGCAGAACACAGCCUUGAUUUUCAAUCUUAAACACCUGAUGGAGAAUUACAAAUAUUUAUGAUCUAGGAUCAAUUGUAUUAAUUAUGUGAUAUUGAACCAAUUUAUUCAGUUAUUUCAUUUCCCAUCUAUAAAUUGUCUGAAUAAUAGCCAUUAAAAUUCAGUGGAUAAUUCAACAUGAAUGCUGAUACAAUGAGUGAUUUCAACUUUAAAUAAAAUAUUUUAGGCACUAUUAAAUCUGAUAUAUCCUCUUAUAUCACAUAUAAGGCACCAAUUAAUAUCCCGUAUUGAUAUUUAAUAAUUUAGACCUUGUUCAACUGCUUAUUGGUAUGUGUCCACAAAUCCAUUAUUCUUUAGAUAAGAUCAACUGGAUUUAUUAUUGUAAUAGAAUCAAUAAAAUAGAAUGUAAAGAGUAGAAAUGGAAAAUAUUGAAAUAUAAUACAAUAAAGGAGUAAAUAAAUAUUAUUAAAUAUAGAAAAUAUUAUUUUAUGGGGAUGUUGAAUUUGCUGAUUAUAAUGAUACUGUUGAAUGGGCAGCUACUUGGGUAGCUUCUAUAAUUCCAUGUUUAAUCUUUGCAAUCGUUGUUUGUGUUUAUGGUUAAUAUGAGAUAUCAAAUAUUGGAAGAUAUAAAAGACCAGAAAUGAAACAUAAUGAAGCUGAAAUUGAAAUGCUCAAUUAAGAAGAAAAAUAAAUGUAAUGAA
Molecule: messenger RNA, 1093 nt
Organism: Paramecium pentaurelia
Lineage: Eukaryota; Ciliophora; Oligohymenophorea; Peniculida; Parameciidae
Source: the annotation of a GenBank genome assembly